Telopea speciosissima is the source of this 1494-nucleotide messenger RNA. Its product is annotated as phosphatidylglycerophosphate phosphatase PTPMT2-like. Lineage: Eukaryota; Viridiplantae; Streptophyta; Magnoliopsida; Proteales; Proteaceae. The transcript has 6 exons. The record is from RefSeq and is a predicted model, not a curated record. Gene Ontology annotation, molecular function: protein tyrosine/serine/threonine phosphatase activity; phosphatidylinositol-4,5-bisphosphate 5-phosphatase activity. Bases 417 to 1262 code for a protein of 281 amino acids. Gene Ontology annotation, biological process: protein dephosphorylation.
GACCUUUUCUUCUCAAAACACUUCCGAGAAGGAAACUCUGGUAACAACAGUCUUGUUGCCUGGUGGAGGUUUAAUCUUUGUCCAGUAGCGUAAGCUGUAAGGUUCCCAGAAAUUUCUUCCUCAACAAGUGAAAAGGACCUCAUCCUUCUCAGUUCUCUCGCGCUUCUGAUCAAGAAGGUAUUUUUACGUUCGAUUUACUUUCGGUUUCGAACAGAAAGGAUUGAAUUCCUAAUUAGGGUUCUUCAAUUUUCGUUUGAAACAUUCGACCUUAAUUCUCUACAAACGAUUAUCGAUUACUGUAAUCGAUAAUCGUUUGUAGUUGUUGGGUCGAUUUUCUGUUUGGAAGAUUAACAGACUAGAAUCGGGUGGUCGGGAUUGGCUUCCAUUUUGAAUUUGGGUGUCCACAGAUCGUAACUAUGAAGAUCGAGGAAUUAGGAGAGGUGGAAUCUGAUGAAAAAGAUCUCCUUUCACGGAGACAGAUUGUUAACGUGGACGCAAAGAGAGCGUUAGUUGGAGCAGGGGCGCGGAUUCUCUUCUAUCCUACUCUUUUAUAUAAUGUGUUUCGGAAUAAGACUGAAGCGGAGUUCCGAUGGUGGGAUGAAAUUGAUCAGUUUCUUUUGCUGGGGGCUGUUCCAUUUCCCAAGGAUGUUCCACGCUUGAAGCAGCUUGGUGUUGGAGGCGUCAUCACUCUCAAUGAACCAUACGAGACUUUGGUUCCUACCUCCUUGUACCAUGCUUAUGGAAUUGACCAUCUGGUUAUUCCAACAAGGGACUACCUAUUUGCCCCAUCACUUACAGAUAUUAGCCGAGCUGUUGACUUCAUUCACAAGAAUGCAUCAUGUGAAAGAACUACUUAUGUUCACUGUAAAGCUGGGCGGGGUAGGAGUACAACCAUUGUCCUCUGCUAUUUGGUGGAGUAUAAGAAUAUGACACCUGCUGCUGCAUUGGAAUAUGUGCGAUCUAGAAGACCUAGAGUGCUGCUAGCUCCUUCACAAUGGAAGGCUGUCCAAGAGUAUGGAAUGCGCCACCGAAAUGUUUCUGCACACUCACCUGUAGGGGAUGAAGUUCUGAUAACGAAGGCAGAUUUGGAAGGUUACCAUGGACCUCGCAAUGAUGCUGCUGGUAAGGAGCUGAUCAGCAGCUGCAAGGGAACGAGAGGUAGGCCUAUGAUAGCAAGACUCUGUUGCCUUUUCGCAUCCUUGAAAGUUUCAGGAGGCUGCACAUCAGAUGUUGGAAGGGUGCCACAGAUUCGUGCAUGUUAGGCCCCGAGAAGGAUGUUGGGAGGACAAUUUCAGCAAAUUUUGAUAAACCUUGGAUUUUCAGUACUCUGAGAGGAGAAAGGAAACCUUCAAAGUAUGUGUAUGAAUGAAGAAUCUUUAAGUGGAGAGUUAUGCCAAGUUUGUAUGUUAUCAGAUCUAUCUUUUUGGAUAAAUUGCUUGUAAAUAUGUAAGGUUCAACAUACAUUAAUUUUACUGCAAUGUUUUGAUGCUCUCA